Dentiscutata erythropus is the source of this 1059-nucleotide messenger RNA. NCBI's taxonomy places the organism in Eukaryota, Fungi, Glomeromycota, Glomeromycetes, Diversisporales, Gigasporaceae. The record is from the annotation of a GenBank genome assembly.
AGGGAAGAGGCAGAAAAGGCACUCUUUAGAGCAUUGGAAAUUAUUAAUUCCAAGAAUGAGGAAAGAGUGGAUUUUGAGGAAAACCGGACAACAAAACGAAUUCAAAAGGAGGAUGAUGACAAGCUAACCUUUGAUGACAAAUCAGAGACAGAUUCAAAUGAUGAGGUACAUUUUGACGGCAGCAAAGUAUUCGAUCCAAAAUUCGUAUUAGCAGACAGGAGCCAUAUAAGUAUAAUAUCAUCAGACGAUUCCUCUCAAGAAACUGAUGACGAAGAGGAUAUACCUCUAGAAGAAUCACUUGUCUUUGCCUCCAUCAGUUCAGAAAUUUGGACUUUGCCUUCAGGUCAAACUGUUGGUAACAUCUAUGCUAGUAAAAUAUUUAAGAAUACAAGAGCAACCAAAAAUAAGAAGAAAUUAACGGCUGUUGAGAAAGCCAUACUGCGUUACGGUGCAUCAAAUAUAAUUGAUUUGUCUGCUCACAUGAAGGAAUGGGGAGAAUCUUUUUGCCCAUUAAGUAGGAGUACAAACUACACCAAUGGACGUAAAUAUGAUGUUCGCUUCCUAUUAGCAUCAGGAGUUGACGUCGGAGAGUGGGAAUUUUCCGCAAAAGUUAUAGCAAAUAAGACUAUUGGUGAUAGAUGCCAUUCCACUCGAAUAAAUCAAUCGAUUUUAAAUGGAUUACUAGAAUAUAAUCUUAAUAAUGAUCAAGUUAAAAAUAUCCAAGUUCCCUUUUUGCAAUUUGGUGGUACAUGUGGACAAUUGUUGGUUGAAGAUUUAGUGGAAGAUUUUUAUAUUGUCUUUUCUGGGCCAAAGUUUGAAUUGCCUAUAAAACUUAAAGAUAUUGAAAAACUGAAAAAUACUAUCAAUAUUAUCAAGCUAGUUAUAAAAAUAUAUGAAAGAACAUGCAAAACAAUCGAAAACCUAGAAACAUUUUAUCACAAAUUUGAUGAUGUAUUUAAUGGAGAUUACCAAAACAAGCCUACUCAUUUUAAAUACAAAUAUAUUCAAAGAUUAUGGAGGACCCCAAAAAAUUCUCUCUGUUUUAAAAAUAAUGUUUAA